UGCUGUAAUGUGAUGAAGGUGUGUUUGAGGUGUUUGCUGCACAAUAAAGCACUGAAAAAGUCAGGAGCACAGUGGUCACCUGAUUUCAGGAGCUAUAAAAGCUCCCACAAUCUGUCGUCCAGGAGCCUCUUCUGCCGGUUUCACCAUCCAUCAUCCAUCUGAUAUUUUAUCCUGAUCAUGGCUGUGACAAACCAACCAGGCCGAUACGCGCCUUCUGACUUCCAGACAGGAUUGUGUGAUUUCUGCGAUGACUGUGGAACUUGCUGCUAUGGUAUGUGCUGCUACGUGUGCCUCGGCUGCUCCAUCGCCAGUGACAUGGACGAGUGCUGCCUGUGUGGUCUGACUGUGACCAUGCGCAGCGUCUACAGGACCAAGUACAACAUCAAGGGGUCAAUGUGUAAGGAUUUCAUAGCGGCCACUUGUUGUGGGAUGUGUGCAACGUGCCAACUGAAGAGGGACAUUGACCGCAGAAAGGAGCAAGGAAUUUUCUAAAUAGAUACUGUCGCCAGGCAAGUUGUAAAUGUGAUGGGUUUCUUUGCUCAUUGUGGAACCUGAAGAUACUGCCUAUCCCCUUUCCAAUAAAAGAGGUUUAUUAGUUUGACUUCAGUGUAAUUUGUGUAGUAAUGGUGUGGUAAAUUUGUAAUCCUUCUGAGUUUUUAAAGGAAAUUGCAUUAUCUCUUCCAGUCAGUUAAACAUUAGUCAGUGGGAACACACCCACGUGGAAAAAAGUCAUAAAUUACUGCUAUCAUCGUAAAGACAGUCAUUUGUAUUGUCCUAAGCAUGUGACAAGAUGUGAAUUGCUUUGCAAGAUGUCUUUUAAUAAAAUAAUAUGUUUUGAAUGAUUCAAACACUUUGGAUAUAUUUCACUUCGACUGAGUAGACCUGGAGUUAGUUUUGAAAUAAAAAAAAACAUAAACCAUGUCAUAUUAUUUUGAAAUGUAGUUUUAAAGAAGAUGGCAUUAUUGAGCUUUAAUUAUCAUAAAAAAAGGUUUUGUAAAACUGAGCUUCUGACAAUUAACUCUUUUUAGCUACAGCCGGUGGUGCCACUGAGCACCCAGUGUGUAGAGUUAAGAGGAAUACUACAUUUGAAACUUGCUAAAUAAAGUAACAGGCACUUUUUCACAGCAGAAAUGUUUUCAUGUCAAGGGCAAACACACAUCUAGGCUGUGAGACUCCUGAAUUCAUCCUCCAAAUAGAUGUUUAUAUCAAAAGCAAAAUGUGUUGUAGGAUUUAUUAUCGUAUCCUGAAAAUAAAAAACAGCUGUGUUGAA
Eleginops maclovinus (Patagonian blennie) is the source of this 1270-nucleotide messenger RNA. RefSeq names its product placenta-specific gene 8 protein-like. Lineage: Eukaryota; Metazoa; Chordata; Actinopteri; Perciformes; Eleginopidae. Bases 178 to 492 code for a protein of 104 amino acids. The transcript has 5 exons. The record is from RefSeq and is a predicted model, not a curated record. Gene Ontology annotation, biological process: positive regulation of transcription by RNA polymerase II.